Messenger RNA from Cercospora beticola, 989 nucleotides. RefSeq lists its product as uncharacterized. NCBI's taxonomy places the organism in Eukaryota, Fungi, Ascomycota, Dothideomycetes, Mycosphaerellales, Mycosphaerellaceae. The record is from RefSeq and is a predicted model, not a curated record.
ACUUCUCUCGCGGCGAUAGGCGUUGGUUCUCGUCUGGAAGGGCAGGAGACACAAAUAUAAGUAGUAUUGAUUUCUUCCACUGCUGAGAGUCUUGCAAGCUCCACCAGAUACAGCAAAUCGCCCAUCAUGUUGUCCUCAAUCAUUUUCCGCAACAUCUUGGCCAUCCUGGCAACGACCAGCUCAGUCACAGCACAAGCUCUCUCCUCAUCAACGAGCUUCGUGCUCUGGCCAAUAAUCACUGCCGGCGAACUCGAGGGUCGUGUAACAAACUGGGACAUUGACAGACGACAGCCACUGGCAACAGCAAGUGGUUCCCAGACCGGAGGAUACACUACUGAUUGUUUCAACCGCUACGUCUUCACGAGCUAUGUUGGAACUCACUGUUAUGGCUCAGACCAGUGCGGCUAUCGAAGAUGGAGUGUGAAUGCCACCAACCCUGACCCAGACUGCAACACUCUCGUCACUCUCAACGCUUAUCUCGCAAGCAUGCUCAUUUCUGGCCCUAAUGAGGUAGACGAGCUCGGCAGGAGGAACGUGGGUUGGAGUAACAGGGAUUGUGGACCUGAGAUCGGAACACCUGGAUUCAGCAUCGACAACGGUGGAGAGAAGGGCAUCUUCCAUGUGCGUUACGACAAUCCAGCGGACCAGAACGACGAAUUUGGAACGUUCUUCACUUGCUGGACGGAUGGUGAGCUGUAUGGCCCCAGACUCUUCUAUCGCAAUGCUGCGGGAACGACUCCAAAAGGAUGUGCUGAGCUUAUGCUUGUGCCGAGAUGCGCUGAUGACACUUACGCGCAAGCGCCACUCACCAGCCAAUGCUACCAAGGAGGUCUUCCAGCAUAAUCAGGAGGGUCGUGCAAGAACAGAUCAGAAGUAUAUACAUGCAAGUGAUGCUGCAAGUAGAGUUAGACAAAACAUUCGAGUUUACAAUUUCGCUCCCUUUGGCAUAAACUUCAUUGCCUGCCUCACACCCAGAUCAGCCAGAACCU